Messenger RNA from Oncorhynchus mykiss (rainbow trout), 1769 nucleotides. RefSeq names its product vitelline envelope protein alpha. Gene Ontology annotation, biological process: prevention of polyspermy; binding of sperm to zona pellucida. NCBI's taxonomy places the organism in Eukaryota, Metazoa, Chordata, Actinopteri, Salmoniformes, Salmonidae. Gene Ontology annotation, molecular function: acrosin binding; structural constituent of egg coat. The record is from RefSeq and is marked provisional. Gene Ontology annotation, cellular component: egg coat.
CUUGUUCUGAAUCCAUGGCCUUGCAGUGGAAGGUUGUUUGUCUCGUAGCAGUGGCCAUGCUUGGCUGUCUGUGUGACGCUCAAUUGAAGUGGCCUUACCAACCCCCUCAGAACCCUGCCCAACCCCUUCCUCCGAGGCCUGCUGAACCUCUUCCUCAGUGGCCUACCCAACCCCUUCCUCAGAGGCCUGCUGAACCCCUUCCUCAGAGGCCUGCCCAACCCCUUCCUCAGAGGCCUGCCCAACCCCUUCCUCAGUGGCCUGCCCAACCCCUUCCUCAGAGGCCUGCCCAACCCCUUCCUCAGAGGCCUGCCCAACCCCUUCCUCAGAGGCCUGCCCAACCCCUUCCUCAGUGGCCUACCCAACCCCUUCCUCAGAGGCCUGCUGAACCCCUUCCUCAGAGGCCUGCCCAACCCCUUCCUCCGAGGCCUGCCCAACCCCUUCCUCAGUGGCCUGCCCAACCACUUACUCAGUGGCCUGCCCAACCCUUUCCUCAGAGGCCUGCCCAACCCCUUCCUCAGAGGCCUGCCAAAACCCUUCCUCAGAGACCUGCUCAACCCUUUCUUCAGAAGCCUGCCCAAAACAUACCUCAACAGAUACCCUACACCAAAGGCGACACAAAACAGACCUGUGAGGUUGUGGACAAGGACAAGGUGUUGUGUGGACUUUCUGGCAUCAAUGCUGCCCAAUGCCAGGCCAUCAGCUGCUGUUUUGAUGGACGAAUGUGCUUCUACGGGAAAACAGUGACUGUCCAGUGUACCAAGGAUGGCCAGUUUGUGGUGGUGGUUUCCAGAGAUGCCACUCUGCCUAAACUUGAGCUAGAUUCCAUCAGCCUGCUAGGGGCAAACGGAGCCCACUGCACCCCUGUCGGCACUACAUCUGCCUUUGCCAUCUACCAGUUCAAAGUUACUGAAUGUGGAACUGUGGUGACGGAGGAACCUGAUACUAUUGUCUAUGAGAACAGGAUGUCUUCUUCAUAUGUAGUGGGGAAUGGACCCUUCGGCGACAUUACCAGGGACAGCCACUAUGACCUGCUCUUCCAGUGUCGGUAUACUGGGACUUCUGUUGAGACACUGAUUAUCGAGGUGAGAACGUAUCCAAACCCCAACCCAGUGGUCAGUGUUGAUGCAGUUCUCCACGUGGAGCUCCGACUGGCCAAUGGACGUUGUCUCUCCAAGGGAUGUGAUGAAAUGCAAGAAGCAUACACCUCUUACUACACGGUGGCAGACUACCCUGUCACCAAGGUCCUCAGGGAUCCCGUGUACGCUGAGGUUCGCAUCCUGGGGAUGACAGAUCCCAAUGUUGUCCUGAUACUGGAGCAGUGCUGGGCCAACACAAACCCCACAGGUGAAAGGCUGCCCCGGUGGGACCUUCUAGUUAAUGGGUGUCCCUACCAGGAUGACCGUUACCUGACCGUGCCCAUCCGCUCGGACAGCUCCUAUUUCCCUCCGGGAGAAUUCUUCUCCCACUACAAGCGCUUCCUCUUCAAGAUGUUCACCUUUGUAGAUCCCACAUCGAUGGUCCCCCUGCAGGAGAACGUGUACAUCCACUGUAGUGCAACAGUGUGCCACGCUCUAGCAGGCUCCUGUGAACAAAUGUGCAACAGGCAAAGGAGAGAUCUUUCUGCUCAAGGCCAAAAGAAGACUAAAGGAGAUGUUGUGGUUUCCAGUCAAAAAGUCAUCAUGAUUGACCCACGUUUUUAUGCUUAAAUCAAAUGUGUUAUAUGCUCCUCAUUUAUAUGGUCUGACUUGACAAUAAAAGAUGAGACAUCU